Messenger RNA from Talpa occidentalis (Iberian mole), 2087 nucleotides. RefSeq names its product metallo-beta-lactamase domain containing 1 (gene MBLAC1). The record is from RefSeq and is a predicted model, not a curated record. NCBI's taxonomy places the organism in Eukaryota, Metazoa, Chordata, Mammalia, Eulipotyphla, Talpidae. The coding region runs from base 14 to 868 and encodes 284 amino acids. The transcript has a single exon.
UCUCUUUCCGGCCAUGAGCAGCCUCGUGAGGACCGAGCCGCUGCGCGGGGAGCCCCCUCUGCUGGUGCCGGGCGACCCCUACUCGGUGGUGGUUCUGCUGCGGGGCUACGCGGAGCCUGAGGGGGUCGGUGACGCCGUGCGUGCCGACGGCUCCGUGACCCUGGUCUUGCCCCAAGCUUGGGGCCGGACCCCCAGCUCUCCAGAACCGCCUCCCUGGAGUGGAGAUGCAAAGACCGCCCUGGAGGAGGCGGCCCGCGGCCCCAUCCUCGUGGACACCGGGGGCCCCUGGGCUCGGGAAGCACUUCUGGGGGCCCUGGCCGGGCAGGGCGUGGCCCCGGGGGACGUGACUCUGGUGGUGGGGACCCACGGACACUCGGAUCAUAUCGGGAACCUGGGGCUGUUCCCCGGGGCGGCCCUGUUGGUGUCGCACGAUUUUUGUCUUCCCGGAGGUCGCUACCUUCCUCAUGGCUUAGGAGAGGAGCGGCCGCUGAGCCUGGGGCCGGGACUGGAGGUGUGGGCCACACCAGGCCAUGGGGGCCAGCGGGAUGUGAGCGUAGUGGUGACGGGCACGGCUCUGGGCACCGUGGUGGUGGUGGGCGAUGUCUUUGAAAGUGAUGGGGACGAGGACUCGUGGCAGGCGCUGAGCGAAGACCCCGUGGCCCAGGAGAGAAGCCGAAAGAAGAUCCUAGGCACUGCUGAUGUGGUCGUGCCUGGACAUGGAGCUCCCUUUAGGCUGGUCAGGAAAGCCUCGCAGCCUGAGACUCUGGGAAACGGACAGCUGAAUCCUGUAGUGGGCGAAAAGGAGCCACGGUGCACCCAUAAGCCCUGGAAAAAGCUGGACGUAGCACAGUGCUCUUUCCCCUGCUGACACCAGUAGCACUGUUUCAGCCAAACUCUGACUAAGUCCUUUGGCCAGCUUUGUGCUGCUGCUGUGGUCUUCAUUAGAAUAAUGGAAGGGUCCCCAAAAUAAAGCUAGGAAACUACUGAAAAAUCAUACUGCCCUGAUGUGAAUGUAAAACAUUAACAAUGAUCAUGCAAAUGAAGUCAGCAAUUACAAGGCAACACUUGCCUGUUUCUCAAAGGGUGCAGGUUGCUAAGAGUGAAGGUGCAGAGCAUAGAAGCAACACCUUAGCUGACAUUCAUUCAUUCCUUCAUUCAUUCAACGAAUAAUUGACACCUGCAAUAUCUCAGCACUGUUCUAGGUUGUGGGACUAUAAGGCUGAGCUCUCAGAUUAUAUCCUACUAAGGAGAUAGACAAAGGGGAGGGAAUUGUAGCAGAAGGUUUUUCUCUCAGGUCCUUAGUGGUCUUCAGCGCAUGCUGGCUUCUGAGCCCUGUGUGUCUGGCUGGAGUUAUGGGAAGCCGUGAUCCUUCUGUGCAGCUUACUCCAGGGAGGUCAUUCAGUCCCACUCCUUAGGCCUUUAAGGUGGAGUAUAGGAUCACCUCCUGGGGGCUCCGGUUGGAAGGUGUUGCUGGUGAGAUUGAACUGGAGAGGGUGAGGGAGGCAUAGAAGAUUCAUCUAGAGUAAGAACUGAGAGGGAGAUUAGUCAAUGGAGGGGGGGAGGGCUGUCCCUUCCCUAGAGCAGACACCACACCUAGGCGUCCUGUCCAAACCACAGUCCCUCAACUUCCCACCCAGCUGUCUCCAGACUCCCCUUUCAUGCUUUCAGGCCCUAGUCUGCUACUUACCUUGGGGUCCAGCUUGGGGUCUCUACGUUGUCCUAGGGAAAAAUCAAAGUGUGCCAGGUCAGUGGCAUGCCAGCCGAGGUAGAAAAGUGGACAGGGACUCCUGUGGUGAGGUCAUCUGCUAGGUCAGGACCGGGGUCACAUGAGGGUGUGUGGGGAAGAAGGAAGGGCCAAGACUGAGGGGGGAGUGAUGAGGAAGGGACUUAACUUUAUGCCCAGUGUUCUCGUAUUUCUCCUCACUGUUUUGGAAGGAUCCCCUGCUUGGGACCAAGAGGGCGGGAAAUGUGUUAGAGGCCAGACACAAAAGAAUGAAAACUUGACCAGUUAGGAGCCAUUUAAGGUAGUAGACGGGCAAAUAGAGCUGUUCUCAUGAGGAAACCUCCCGCUCCCCAAAGCAGCCCUG